Molecule: messenger RNA, 4319 nt
Organism: Wasmannia auropunctata (little fire ant)
Lineage: Eukaryota; Metazoa; Arthropoda; Insecta; Hymenoptera; Formicidae
Gene: jv
Exons: 6
Coding region: 1506-3776 (756 amino acids)
Source: RefSeq, a predicted model, not a curated record
GAAAGUGAAGACCCGGCACCCGGCGCGGGCGUCCAGGCCGCGCGAUAAGUAUCUCGCGCGAGAUUAACAAUCGCCCGCUCUCGAUCCGGUCCAGCGAGUGCUGAAACUUGGCAUCCGGUAUAUGCGGUUCCGCGCAAUCGCGAAUGCGCCGAAACUUUCUUCCCGUUUCGAGCUUUUCCUUCAUCGAUAAACGGAGGGCUGCUGACCUUAAUCGAACUUGUUCGACAUCUCAUCGAUCAUUUCAAGGACCGAAUCUUUAAUCGAUCCUACGUGCGAGAAACAAGAAUCGUUAUCGACAGCAUCAACUCUCGUGUUUCGCCGAAGUUCUCGCUGUGUCAGCUGCUUAAGGAUCAUUUGGAAAUUCAGAGGGCAGCCGCUACGACUCCCACUCGGCACAGUCGACGCAGGAUCGCAGGAAGCUGCUGAAACGUACGAGGAGUCUUGCAGUGAUAUCGGAGGACGAUUCCCGGCAGGAUCGAGAAGCGGCGCACUUUCGGCUAGGCGCACAUUCAACCUUCGAUCUGCCCAGGAGACAUCAAUUGAUACCGAGGGCGAAGCUAAUCGAUCGGAAUUCUCUCAAGGACAGACUCUCCAAGAGUCAGCAGCAUCUUUCCGACUCUUACGAGAGAUUCAACGAGACAAAAUCUUAUCAUUCGCGAUCGACGUGCGGCCUUCACUCGAUCCCGUCGGGUCUCGCGUCUCUUCCAGAUCCGUUGCCUUACACUCGUAAAAACCGCGCCGAUCCGGAUAGACUGAAUAUACUCGACUGGCCGGAUCCUCCGAGGCGAUACCGCAGCGUGCAAAAUUUGGACACCGUAAGUGGAUUGGUCGACAUCGUCGAAGAUAACUGGCCGAUUGAAGGCAAUCGGAGCAUCGAUUGCAUAUAUACACAGGUGAAGCGCAAGCGUAAGGAGCACAGGAGUUUAGACAGCAUCCUCUUCGAAGACGACGGGGAAUUGGAAUACUUCGACGUGCUGAAUUUGCUGCCUCUCUCCAACAUACGGCUGGAAUACAACGAGACCGCCUCGUCGAGGGACGGUAAUUUCGCGCCUAAGAAGGUACACGGUUUGCGAGAUUUAAGAGUGCUCGAGUACAACGAGCCGAGCGGCGUUGGCAGCGCGAGCGAAGUUUCGCCGACGGGCAGCAACGCCACGGACGAGGAGAAAUGUAAGGAGCACACAGUGAACGAGGAUAAUCCCGCCCGAGCCGACGGCGAAGCCGAGAAAGAGGUCCGCCCGAACAUCCUCGAUUCAUCCGAGGGGACGGAUUCAAACCGGCGAAAGCAUCGGGAGACCGACGGGAGUUUCGGGGCAGAUUCGGAGAUUAGCUCAGCGAACAAGUUCGUGGAUCAGCACGCUCCCUCCUCCUCCUCCUCCUCAUCCAAGACCGAUCAUAAGGGAGCUGAGGUUGAAAAUUUUGUGAUCUCCCGCGAAGAGGAGGAUCACAAGAUCGAGGGGGUGCAGGAUUACAAGUCGGUCUGGAUCUCGGACGAGAAUCGAAACGAGAUGUCACGGAGGCCGCAGAUUCUCAAAGUCGUCGACAAUGACGUCACCAGGAGACGCCAUCGGCGCUCCGUCGUGGAGAUCGACGCCAUCGUCGAGGACGUGCCAAAAGAUAAGAGAUCGCAGGAGAUUACGAAGGACGUGAACGAGCGUAUCGAUGCCUCUGUAAUUAAAUCGAUUAAUAACAUGAACGAGGAGGACGAAGGCCACGGAAGGAAAGCGAAAGAAGCUACGGCGCCGGAAAAUGCGGAAAAUGGGGCGACGGUGGAGGACGCGAGAAACUUCUUCGAGCGGAAAAGUACCGAGAAGGAGGCAGCGCGAAAUAAGCAGAACGAGGGCAGAUUUGAGAGGAUCGUAAAGGAAACAUCAAACAUUCUCGGCAAGGCGUGCAGCGUCGUAAAGGGCAGUCUCGGCUUCGAGGCGAGAUCGGAGAGCUCCGAUCUCGGCCUCGGUUCCGAAUCCGGUAGCGAUUCCCGCAGAAGAUCGGUGGACGACGGUAUCGAGGACGAUCGGCCGUCGAGAAGCGCGGAGAGCUCCGGUAAUUCCGCCAAGUUGAGGACAGGCGACAGUAAAAAGUCGCACACUAAUCUCACCAGGUCCAUGAGCUGCAUGGACUCGAUCGAGUGUCAGGACGACGGUCCGGAGUUCGAUCACGUGCGCUACAAGAUCGUCAAGUCGCAUAUGUUCAGCAAGAACAUGUUCAGCACCGCUCGAGGCGACGUCACGUACGAGGGGCUGAUGCAAUAUCUGCGCGAAUACUCGUUUCAGGAAUUGCUCAUGGAUAAUAACGUUGUUAUCAUUGAACCGGUGCGCGCCGAGCCGGUGGAGCGGAAGUCGUCGCCGUUGGCCCGAGCGGAGCCCACAUGCAAGAUCGCCGGCGCGAUCCAGAAGAAGAUGGAGAGCCGCGAGAGAAACGGGGAACGAGCCGAGAGCGGUGGCGCCAAAAGCACUAAAAGCUCCAGGCAGUCGUCCAUCAGAAAGCACUUCUUCUAUCAACCGAUACGGGUGAACCGUGAGCUGAUUGACGAGGAGUUACCGGAUCCGGACACCGUCAGAAACGUGAGACGCAUGUUCGAGAACACUCUCGAGAAAAAGAAAAGCACGACCGACAGCGAGUUCUCCAGGGACGACAAGACCAGGAGGAGCGUCAGUAUGAAGGAUCUGACUAGCCUCGACGACAGUCGGUACGACGAAAUGUCGGACAAGACACGCGAAGAAUCCAGAUCCAGAUGUUCCAGCAGAGCGAAAGAUCUCACGCGACUCUUCGAGACCAAGUCCGCGUCAUCGACCGUUUCCGUAGCCAAGGAGGAAUUCGGAAGUCCGCGAUGCGAGUCGAAAACGAGAAUUCUCGCGCAAAGUUUCGAAGCUAGGAGCGGAAACACGUCGCCGAGUGGCUCUAAUUGUUCUAAGAGCAAGGUCGGCCGUUACCACCACCACCAUCAUCACCAGCAUCAUCAUCAUCAUCAAAACUGGGAUUCCGGCAGCGUCAGUUCCGGCGUGUCCAGCGAUUAUCCCGACACCGAUCCCGGGAGCGGUGCUCACUGCACGUCGUCCGACGACGAGGACGUGAAUUGCAACGAUGACGAUGCAGACGCGAGCGGUCCGGGGCAUUACGUGUCCCAGGACGUUCUGCGUAAGAUCCGCGACUGCGGCACCUCUGUAACGUACUACGGCGGAAAGGUGGUCAAUAUGCACAAUGGGCCGUUAGUCUCGCCGUUGAUCGGCAACGGCUUCAAGCGAAUCGACAAAUCGAACGAUUACGUGAAGUUCAAGUUGGUGAAGAGCAACUCCUGCGACAGCAGGCUGGAGCUGACCGGCAGACUCGUCGAGGGACAGUCGUCACACUUUUCUGCACGUCGCAAUCGCGACAGAUGCGCCGAUCUCAGGCAGUGCACCAUCGCGGAGACACCCAGCAUCGAGAUCACAACGAUCGACAGCAGGCAAAAGGACGAGGCUGCGCAGAGGAACGGGGGUGUCGGGCAAGUCGAGCAGGUGAAACGGGAACCGCCGGUGGUGAUUGGUUUGGAGCCGAAGAAAGAAGAAUCCAAGGAAUCGAGGAAGAUCUUCAAAGCUGACUUUAAGCUGGGCGAUCUGGACGACUCGAGAUCCAAUUAUCCGAGCAAAUUCAUGCCGAGCGCAUUGACGAGGUGGGAGGUGAAUUCGAGCUGGAAGGUCGGCAAUGAUUUCGGUAAAAUGGAGUUCGAGGAGUUCGAGGUGCUCGAGGAUAGUCUCAAUGGGAUCGAUGAGCAAAACCAAUGCGCGCAGGCAUCCUAAACGGGGAAUCUAUUGUAUAUUUAUUUUUCUCUGAUGCAAUUGGAACUCGCGCGCGCGAACAAAAAUAAGACAUACAACGUGAUUAUUAUUUUUAAUAAAGUUGCGUAAAGAUAUUUCUUGGCGUUACUGAAAAUAAUUUUUCUUUGUAAAAAGAAAAAUGAUAUUCAGUUUGCGGAACGAUAAAUUUAAAUUGCAAUCGAAUAGACGUUGCUAGAAAUAGAACAAAGAAUUUUUUAAGGAUAUUUCUAACGAAUGUUUCUGGCAGCAAGUAAUGAAAAUCUCGCGAGAGUACGUUGAUAGUCAAAAUAUUUAUUUGGGUACGUAAGUACUAUCGAUCAAAUAGUUUAUUAUUUCAGGUGGAUAAGUCCACACGAGUCAUAUUAGAGCAGGUGAUAAAUAUUGAGAUACGUAUUAAGAUAUAAUACAUUAUUAUAUAUUAAAGAUUCAAUAUAUUAUUGCAUAUAAUGCACAAAGCACACACGAAAUCGACUCGUAAUUUGAGUAUAUUAAAUGUAUAAUAAAUAAUUAUAUGUAAUAAUCUUA